Messenger RNA from Amphiprion ocellaris (clown anemonefish), 779 nucleotides. RefSeq names its product ubiquinol-cytochrome-c reductase complex assembly factor 6. The coding region runs from base 174 to 401 and encodes 75 amino acids. Gene Ontology annotation, cellular component: mitochondrion. The transcript has 3 exons. Lineage: Eukaryota; Metazoa; Chordata; Actinopteri; Pomacentridae. The record is from RefSeq and is a predicted model, not a curated record. Gene Ontology annotation, biological process: mitochondrial respiratory chain complex III assembly.
AUAAAAUACAGGCAGAGUGAGACCUCUUACUGUUAUGCCUAUCUGUGUUACGUGGUGUUAGCUAAACAGCAUGACCUGCCCGUUUCCCAAUGACAGACUCUUCGUUCUACGGUGCUUUCCUGAUUUGUCAGUGAAAUAAACGAGGUUGAGUCAGAUCUUACCAGUCUGUGAAGAUGCCAGCCGGUGUGUCUUGGACUCGGUACGCCAGGUUCUUAGGAGCCAGUGUUCUGGCUAUGUUUGCUGGAGCACAGGCUGUCCACAUGUACUACCUGCCUGAUCUGAGUAUACCAGAAAUCCCACCAAAGCCUGGGGAGCUCAGGACCGAACUACAAGGCUACAGACUAAGAGAAGAAGCUGCUGCAGCCUUACAGCAAAUUAAAACAAAGAAUAAUGUGGACUAAUGUUCAAUUAUACUUCAAUUACAGUGUGAUGGACUCUAAGUAGAGCAAUGUCCAGUUUUUGCCAACAGCUAAAGGCUGCAGUGUAUCUGGGAAUAGAGUCAUUUCUGGGAUGUCUGCAAAUGAUUCUUUUCUAUAUUGUGUUUCCUUCUAAUGGAGCUAACAGGAGCAGAAUAAUUUGCUACAUCACAGUUGGCUGUCCGAGAUAAGGAUGUUUUCUGGAGCUCAUAUGUUGUAAAUGAAACUCUUCAUUCUUUUUGUGUUUGCAGUUGUUGAACGAGUGAUGAAAUAUGUAAAUGAGCAGUGACUAAAGUCAUUCAUGAGUAGAUGGCUUCCACUGAGCAGAUAAAAUGUAUUUUAAAUAAAAAUAUCAAACUACAA